CAACUUUGAAAAUCACAGUUAAGGAUAGUGUUAUAGCCUUCUAUCAAUCCCACGAGUCAAGCUCUUACUUUAUUGGACUUCCGCAAUAACUACAUCAUGUCGAACCCUAACCUCAUGGAUAUCGAGCCCGGUGGUGAAAACACUCAGUAUGAGUCAAUUCGUUAUUUCACAGAGACUCCGCCGAAGCAGACCGGCCAACUAGGUGCCCACCUUGAGCACACAAGAAGUGUAUACAACCCGAUCCUCGGAGACGACGAUGACGAAGUCAAGGAAAAUAAUGGGGACACGCCACUGGCACGGCAGCUCGAGAAGGGAGAGGCUACGUCUGGUCUCUCGGGAAUCGUGGAUAAAGAUUCAAAGCCCGAAACCCCAGAGGAGGCUGCAGCGCUGGCGGCAAAGCUCAGGAGAGAACAGGGAUAUGGGCCUGGCUCGGGUGUCGGGGCUUAGGUGCCGCGAGAUAAUUGUAAAUAAAAC
Aspergillus uvarum CBS 121591 is the source of this 474-nucleotide messenger RNA. RefSeq lists its product as uncharacterized. The record is from RefSeq and is a predicted model, not a curated record. NCBI's taxonomy places the organism in Eukaryota, Fungi, Ascomycota, Eurotiomycetes, Eurotiales, Aspergillaceae. The transcript has 4 exons. The coding region runs from base 97 to 447 and encodes 116 amino acids.